Molecule: messenger RNA, 1365 nt
Organism: Gaeumannomyces tritici R3-111a-1
Lineage: Eukaryota; Fungi; Ascomycota; Sordariomycetes; Magnaporthales; Magnaporthaceae
Exons: 2
Coding region: 1-1365 (454 amino acids)
Molecular function (GO): protein binding
Source: RefSeq, a predicted model, not a curated record
AUGGCGCCGACCAGGCCUCACAGCAAAAAUGCCAAGUCCAAGGCGGCACGGCGCAUCAAGAAGCAGCAGCAGCAGCAGUCCUCCAGGUCGCCCAGGCAGCUGCUCGCCGACGCCACGGCCAGCCUGGAGCAGGGCGACGCGGCGGCGGCGGCGGCGGCGGCAGCAGCAGCCCUCGGGGUCGUAGAGGAGGGCGGCAGCGACGCGUCCCAGCAGCAGGCGCAGCUGGCGGCGGCGGCGCUGACGCUGCUGGGCGAGAUCCACCUCGAGCUCGGCGACCCGGACAGCGCGCGCGCCUUCUUCAUGCGCGCCGUCGAAACGGACGGAGGGGAGGAAGGGGUCGGCGGUGGCGACGACGAGGUCGAGGCGCUGCUGCUGCUGGCGGGGGGCGGCGGGGCGGCGGCCGUCAACAGGGCCGAAAAGUUCCUGUGGCUGGCGCAGCUGAGCGAGGACGGCGGCGCCGACUCGGUCAAGUGGUACGAGAGGGGCGCGGGCGUGCUGCGGGCGCAGCUCGCGCAGCUGGACGACAAGUCGCAGCCCGGACAGAGGCGACGCGAGCUGCUGGACGAGGCGAGGCGCGACGUGGGCAGGCGGCUGGCGAGCGCGCUGUGCGCCGUGGCCGAGGUGUACAUGACGGACCUGUCAUGGGAGGCAGACGCGGAGCAGCGGUGCGAGGCGCUCGUGACCGAGGCCACGCUGCUGGCGCCCGACUUCCCCGACGCGUGGCAGACGGUCGCGAGCGUGCGCAUCUCGCAGGGCCGCGCCGACGACGCGCGCGCCGCGCUGCGCCGCAGCAUGGAGCCCUGGGCCGCCGCGCUGCUGGUCGAUGAUGACGAGGAGGAGGAGGAGGAGGAGGAGGAGGAGGAGAAGGUGGUAGCGGCAGCAGCAGCAGCAGCAGCAGCAACGAAAGGAGACAAGGCGGCGCCGCAGCCCCCGCCGUUCCCGACGCGCGUCAGCCUCGUGCGCCUGCUCAUGGAGGUCGAGUGGGAGGACAAGGCGGUCGAGGUGGCCGAGACGCUGGCGCGCGAGGACGACCAGAGCAUCGAGGCGCUGUACCUCGGCGGGUUCGGGCAGUACGUGCUGGGCGAGAAGCUCAACGGCGGCAGCAGUAACAACAACAGCAACAGCGGCGAGGUCGAGGAGGAGCGGCGGGCCGUCUGGCGCUCCGCCAGGCGGUGGCUCAAGCAGUGCCUGGCGCUGUUUGAGGAGCAGGACUACGAGGACGAGCGGCUCGGGGAGCACGCCCGUGAGCUGUUUGCGACGUUGAACAAGGAGCUCGACCUCAAGCCCGAUGACGACGACGAUGACGACGACGACGACGAUGAUGGCUGGGAAGAUGACGAGGAUGGUGAUGAAAAGAUGGAGUGA